GCAACACUGCCCAGGAUGAACGAUUUUUGAUGUUUCUGCCAUGACAGGAUUGACAGUUAUAGAACUAUGGCGAUUGUCAGCUAGCAAAAUGUCAUCGAAUAUUUGAAGCGAAAUUAUAGCAUUUGCAUCAACCACCACCAAAAAAAUAAUGAAUUUAUUCAGUGAUUCCUGAUCAGCGACCCUUAAACAACUUGAUAAAAUGGUUACUGAAGAAUUUAUCAAAUCUGAAUAUCCCCUGCAUUGGUGUGUCUGGAAAAAUGACUACAAGACCCUUGCUGGUCUGUUAGCGAAAAAAGAGCAUGAUAUUGAGAGGAAGGACAACCGUGGCCGAACCCCCCUAAUGUUAGCCGUCACUUUGGGGCAUUUGGAAUCUGUUAGAACAUUGUUAAAUGCUGAAGCCAACGUGAAUUGUGAAAAUCUAAAUGGAUGGACAGUGGUACAAGAAGCAGUUGCAACAGGGGAUCCUGAACUAUUACACAUGGUGCUGGAAAGACGUGAUUAUCAAAGAUAUACUAGCAGAAUGGCAGGCAUACCUGGACUUUUGCAGAGACUUAAAGAAGCUCCAGAUUUUUAUGUGGAAAUGAAGUGGGAGUUCACUAGUUGGGUCCCUCUGGUAUCAAGAAUGUGUCCAAGUGACACAUAUAAGGUGUAUAAGCAGGGAUCCAAUGUACGGAUAGACACUACUUUGUUAGGAUUCGACCACACUAGUUGGCAGAGAGGGAAUCGAAGCUAUGUUUUCCAAGGACAUAGUAAGUCAUUUUAAGCUUGUAUAUGAGAUGGGCUAAUACAAUACUUUUUUAAUAUUGGAGUCUAGUGUCUACACUUUUGUUAC
Molecule: messenger RNA, 832 nt
Organism: Acanthoscelides obtectus
Lineage: Eukaryota; Metazoa; Arthropoda; Insecta; Coleoptera; Chrysomelidae
Source: the annotation of a GenBank genome assembly